CAUGGGAUCUGUUUCUAACUCCACCGCUGAUGAACAGCCCAGUGAGAAUGCUUCCUCUGCCACUGGAAAGAGUGAUGAUGAGGUCAAACCAAAUCUGGUGCCCUCAGCCCCAGAGCAGUGUGUGAGCAGUGACGAUGAGAGGAAAGUCAGAGUGAUCAUUGACAUCACUGUGGAAAGAGCCACAUUAGAACCAAACUCUGCAGUGAUGUAUGCAAAGUUUUGCUGUCAACUUAAGGAAUACUGGAAGCUGAAAGUGCCCAACUUGGAGAAGAUGCUGCUCAGCCGCUGCCAGAAGGAAGUAAAGAAGGAGAGAAAGAAUGACAGAGCUUUUGCGAAGAAGCAGAAGGAGAUGAACGAAGCCACAGAGAGAGUACAGCAGUGCUUGAAGAAAGAUCUAGAGAAAGAGAAGAUCAGCGCUUUCCAACAAUCCCUCAACAACUUGGAAUUCACUGCAGAGCUUUUCAAAUUGAAGAUGCUUCCAAAGCGGGUUAUAAACACCUGGAUUGAACAAAAGCUUGUAGUAAACCCCAGCGAGGAGAACCUGGAAUGUCUCUGCAGGCUGCUGUCCUUCACCGGCAAGGACCUGCAUAGUGAAGAGGACCAGUACCUGAUGAGCCUCUACUUCUCGGCAAUCAACAAAAUCAUCCAGCAGAAGAAAACCUCAUCUAGGAUCUGCUGCAUGCUACAGAAUAUCGUGGAUCUGAGACUGAAUAACUGGGAGCCUAAGAGCAACAACCAGGGCACCAAAAACAACAAUAUGGUCCACAGUGAAGUUAAACAAGAAGACAAGAAGGUGCCAUCCAGAGAGAACAUCAAUCCAGAAAGAGAGACCCGAGAAGUCCAGAGACAGGACAACGGUUUGAUCACGGUGACCAUUAAAAACCGAACCGUCAAUACAUCCCACCAAAGCAAGAACAACAAGGUGCAAACCAGUACAACUACCUUGAACCACCACCAGCUUGAUGUCCCUAAACAAGGAUGCUCAUGGGAAAAUCGGGGCAAAGGAGGCAUCAAACCAAAACCCAGCGCUGAAGUUGAAAAAUAUGCUUAUUCUAGAAGGAACUACAGCAGGAAUGAUUACGGUGACCGAGAUCAGGACCGCUUUGAGCGCUGGAACAGAAGGGACAGGAGAGACAUAGGACAGGACAUGCGUCCUCGUCACUCCGUCUAGAAACAUCAGACAGAUCAAAGAAAACAAGCUGGAGCUUUUUAAAAUGAAGCCACACAGAACAGCAGCCUCCAAAAUAAACCACCAUCAAGAACCAUGAGCA
Messenger RNA from Trichomycterus rosablanca, 1271 nucleotides. Its product is annotated as eukaryotic translation initiation factor 4 gamma 1-like. NCBI's taxonomy places the organism in Eukaryota, Metazoa, Chordata, Actinopteri, Siluriformes, Trichomycteridae. The coding region runs from base 2 to 1171 and encodes 389 amino acids. Gene Ontology annotation, molecular function: translation initiation factor activity; protein binding; mRNA binding. The transcript is spliced from 8 exons. Gene Ontology annotation, cellular component: eukaryotic translation initiation factor 4F complex. The record is from RefSeq and is a predicted model, not a curated record.